AAUUCCUUCACGGGAAUGGUUGUCAGGGGUUAAAUCAGGGCGCUUUGUGUCCCCCAUCCCUGCAGGAAGGGCUGGAGGUGGCUCUGGGGCUGGGGACGCCGCAGCUCGGGCUCGGUGACCCUGGAGGCUUCUCCAGCCUCAGGGGUUCUGUGCUUUAAACGGAACAGAGUGUCCGAGCAUCUCCGACAUUAGCGAAAAUUACUGGUUCUGCUGGGCUUCCUUGGUGAACAAUGAAGGUUCUGCUGCUGAAGGAUCCCAAAGACAAAGAUUCAGGACCAGAUCCUUAUAUUAAAGAAUUAGGAUCAUACAGCUUGGAAGCAACGUUGAUCCCAGUUUUGUCAUUUGAAUUCACCUCUCUUGAGAGCUUAUUUGAGAAGCUUUCCCAUCCAGAGUGCUAUGGAGGCCUAGUUUUUACCAGCCCAAGAGCAUUAGAAGCCAUCAAGAUCUGUUUAAAAGAGAAGAGUAAGAAAGAGGCCUGGUCAAAAUCUCUUAAACAAAUGUGGAAUAUCAAACCAACAUAUGUGGUAGGAAAAGCUACAGCUUCUUUAGUGGAAGAAAUUGGUCUUGUUCCACAAGGAGAAAAGGCUGGAAAUGCUGAGAAAUUAGCUGAAUAUAUUUGUUCAAGAGAGAAACCCAAUUCCUCAGCUCUCCUAUUUCCUUGUGGAGCCCUGAAAAGAGAAGUGCUUCCUACAGUGCUUAGAGAAGAAGGCAUACCCCUGGAGAGCCUCACUGUUUACCAAACAGCCCAACACCCUGAUCUGCAGGAAUCUUUGAGCUGUUACUUCUCCCAAGAGGGGAUCCCUGCCAGCGUUGUGUUCUUCAGCCCAUCCGGUGUCAAAUUCUGCCUCCAGCACAUCCAGAAGCUUUCAGGGGAUUUGAUCAACCAAGUCAAGUUCGCUGCCAUCGGCCCCAGCACAGCAGAGGCGCUGCGAGGCGCCGGCAUCGCCGUGAGCUGCACUGCAGCGAGCCCCACGGCCCAGGACCUGGCUGCUGCCAUCCACGCUGCCCUGCAGCCACACAGCUGCUCUGGGCCCCACUGAGAGCACAGCCUGCCCAGCGAGCUCUGCGUGGUGCUCCAGGAGGGAUUUUGCAAUUUGCAGACCUGUCGUCCUGCAAGAACGCGGGUUUUGGGAUUAUGAAGCGCUGUCCUGGUCAGGGAUGGGUGUGGGAAGGUUGCACUUAAAUAUGUUAAGAAAUCUGGGAUCUGUCCAGCAUCCUUAAGGCAUCCAGCUCUUCCCCUUCCUCCUGUGUGCACUGUGAAUAUUUUAUCCUUGAAAAGCAGCUGUGAACACUGGGACACCGAAAUCAGCCCCACACCUCACCUCAGGUAUCCCCCAGCACACAGCUGGUUGGAUUUCUCUGUAUGAUCAGUUUUUACUUGCACAACUUCUUUUGUAGGAAAAAACCCUUAUUCCAAUGAAGUAUUUUCUUUUGUGAACUUGUUUGCUUGUUGUUCUGCUUUUCAGGUAUUUGUAUAAAAAUGUUAAUUGUAGAUUCUGAGUGGAACAGGAGAAUUCUUGCAGUGAAGUUGCUCUGUGUGGGGCUCGUUCAGGUCAGCUGUUGCCCCUUGUUACCCUAACAGGGUCUUAAAAAUUAGCUUUUGGUUUCUGUUCCUGUAAUGAAGGAUUUAUUAACAGGGAAAUAAACUGGCUUAUCAGAGUUAA
Pyrgilauda ruficollis (rufous-necked snowfinch) is the source of this 1664-nucleotide messenger RNA. RefSeq names its product uroporphyrinogen III synthase (gene UROS). The record is from RefSeq and is a predicted model, not a curated record. Lineage: Eukaryota; Metazoa; Chordata; Aves; Passeriformes; Passeridae. Bases 231 to 1040 code for a protein of 269 amino acids. Gene Ontology annotation, molecular function: uroporphyrinogen-III synthase activity. The transcript is spliced from 10 exons. Gene Ontology annotation, biological process: uroporphyrinogen III biosynthetic process.